Molecule: messenger RNA, 873 nt
Organism: Desarmillaria tabescens
Lineage: Eukaryota; Fungi; Basidiomycota; Agaricomycetes; Agaricales; Physalacriaceae
Exons: 4
Coding region: 1-873 (290 amino acids)
Source: RefSeq, a predicted model, not a curated record
AUGGCGAGCGUCCAGAUUCACCUAAAGCCUCGACCAAUCUCCCCAGUACAUGGCCACUCUAAAUACCUACCAUUUCAUUGGCCCUCCGAUUUUGAGUACGGACCAUUCUUUGCUGAACAUGCAACAGUACCCCCCGAUGCCACAGAAGUCUACACUCUGCAGUCUCCUGCUCUAUCCGCUUCACUCUCCGCACUCUUCAACACUGUUAUACCUGGUCUUGAUGCCGAAGUUCCCGAUCCCAACAGAUUAUGCCGCUCUGCGUGGCCCGCUCUUCUUCAGCUUGCGGUGACAAAACUCUCUUUGGCGUUUGAGUUCCGCACCGAGUGUGAAAACCACAUUGUUCGACUCUUCGAAGGCGACCGUGCGCCAGUUCCCCCACCUCCAAGUAUGCGUGCGCCGUCACUUUCGCCCGAGUGGUAUGCAAUAAUAUUCUCUACCGGAGAUCGUGGUGACGUUGAACUGCGCGGCGACGAGUCUCAGGAUAUUGAAUUGGAAUUAUUCGUCUGGGUAUAUAUGCAGCAAGCAGUAGAUAACUAUACUCACAUCUGGGGAUGUUAUCGCCGGGAGAUGUAUCAGUUGAUACAUAUGAUUGCUCCAGUUCAUUUACGCACUGAAAAUUCUGGCUUGUUCAACUUCCUCAGUAGAAAGGCUUAUGCCCUUGCGUCCAUAUUUACCACCGAGACAUCAGCCGACGACAGCUGUCCACCUCUCCUUUCGCCAUCCUCCAGCAAUGGAUCAUCGGCUACUGAUGCAACAGACUCGUCGGACUCUUCCCAUGCUGGUUGUCUUGACGAAGAUGCGAACUCGUCUUCUCUAUACCGUCCGUUUCGGCGCAGGAACCUUGCUAUUGUCUCCGAAUCUGUUGAUCUGUAG